AUUUUCGUUAGUUUAUUUAAUCCUUGUUGGUUAAAAAGAUUUUACCAAAUCACAAUUCUUUCGCCGCAUCAGCAUUGAUGUAUGAAUAGUUUUAAUAAAGUAAACAUUAACGAUGAAAAUGGAAAUAAAAAGUACCUUAGGAAAUAUUUUUUUAUAUUUUAUGCUAUUUUUAUUAGCAUUAGUUUACAGAGUAGAAGGAAACAAAUCUAGAUAUGUAACCUGCGGAUCUCUUAUAAAAUUGAUGAAUUAUGAUUAUAGCUAUAGACUUCAUUCCCACGAUGUUAAAUAUGGUUCAGGGUCUGGCCAGCAAUCAGUAACAGCAGUAGAUUUAAAAGAAGAUGUUAAUAGUCAUUGGUAUGUAAAAUCCAAAAUAAAAAAAACUUGUGAACGAGGUGAACCUAUAAAAUGUGGUGAUAUUAUACGUUUGGAACAUUUAACAACGAAAAAAAAUUUGCACUCGCAUUAUUUUUCAUCACCACUAGCUGGGGAACAAGAAGUCUCCUGUUACGGUGAUGAUGGAGAAGGUGACACUGGUGACCAUUGGGAAGUUAUAUGCUCUGGUGAUAAUUGGGAACGUGUAACACCAAUUCAGUUAAGACAUACGGACACUGGUGCAUAUUUGGGUAUAACUGGGAGGACAUUUGGUCGACCAAUAAGUGGUCAAAUGGAAGUAGCAGGUUUUAGUGGACCUACACGUGGCACAAGAUGGGUAACACAAGAAGGUUUAUAUAUAAUGCCAAAAGAAACCAAAGAUGAAAUCAGACAUGACGAAUUUUGAUUAGCAUAAAUAAUUUUUCUUUGUGAUUUAUAAAAAGAAUAUUUUGUGCCCGAUGUGCUCACCUAAUUAGUUUUAUAAUUAUUUUGUUUUUAAUAUAAUUUAGUAAAAUACAACUUUAAUGAAAAAAAAAAAGAUAAUUUUUGUAAAUAAUUACAAGAUGAAGUCCUUUUUAUGAUUCAAUUGUACAAAUAGAUUUUUAAAGAGGCUCUUAUAAAAAAAGCUCGCACGUGUGAGAAAUAAAUUUGGUAAAAAUGUA
Messenger RNA from Condylostylus longicornis, 1034 nucleotides. RefSeq names its product stromal cell-derived factor 2. Lineage: Eukaryota; Metazoa; Arthropoda; Insecta; Diptera; Dolichopodidae. The coding region runs from base 113 to 778 and encodes 221 amino acids. The transcript has 2 exons. The record is from RefSeq and is a predicted model, not a curated record.